UUCAUCCACGGCGUGGGCGGCUCUUCCGACAUCUGGAAGGAGCAGCUGGACUUCUUCACCCAGCUGGGCUACGAGGUGGUGGCCCCCGACCUGGCCGGCCACGGGGCCAGCUCCGCCCCGCAGAUCGCAGCCGCCUACACCUUCUACGCCCUGGCCGAGGACCUGCGCAGCGUCUUCAAGCGCUACGCCAAGAAACGGAACGUCCUGAUCGGACACUCCUACGGGGUCUCCUUCUGCACCUUCCUGGCGCACGAAUACCCGGAGCUUGUGCACAAAGUGAUUAUGGUGAACGGAGGGGGCCCCACCGCCCUGGAGCCCAGCCUCUGCUCCAUCUUCAACAUGCCCCCCUGCGUCCUGCGCUGCCUCUCGCCCUGCCUGGCCUGGAGCUUCCUCAAAGCCGGCUUUGCCCGCCAGGGUGCCAAGGAGAAGCAGCUGCUGAAGGAGGGCAACGCCUUCAACGUCUCCUCCUUCGUCCUGAGGGCCAUGAUGAGUGGCCAGUACUGGCCGGAGGGGGACGAGGUCUACCACGCCGAGCUGACCGUGCCCGUCUUGCUGGUGCAUGGCAUGCACGACAAGUUCGUGCCCGUGGAGGAGGACCAGCGCAUGGCAGAGAUCCUGCUGCUGGCCUUCCUGAAGGUGAUCGACGAAGGGAGCCACAUGGUGAUGCUGGAGUGUCCAGAGACGGUCAACACCCUCCUGCAUGAGUUCCUCCUCUGGGAGCCUGAGCCCCUCCCUCCUGAAGAGGGCCCCCCGGCGGGGAAGAAGUAG
This is a messenger RNA of Thamnophis sirtalis, 768 nucleotides long. RefSeq names its product abhydrolase domain containing 8 (gene ABHD8). Gene Ontology annotation, molecular function: lysophosphatidic acid acyltransferase activity; carboxylic ester hydrolase activity. Gene Ontology annotation, biological process: lipid homeostasis; phosphatidic acid biosynthetic process. NCBI's taxonomy places the organism in Eukaryota, Metazoa, Chordata, Lepidosauria, Squamata, Natricidae. Gene Ontology annotation, cellular component: mitochondrion. The record is from RefSeq and is a predicted model, not a curated record.